AUGAGAUAUUCAUUGAUGAAAAUACUGCUCGUCCUAGUGUUGGGUUUGAUCACCCGAUGCCAGUCGUAUAGUCACCUAAAAUAUCUGUUACCAAUCAUCAAAAAAGGUGCGGUGGCCGCUGCAGGUCUGGCCAGUAUAGGAUUGGGAGGCAAGAAAAUAGUACCCAUACCUAUUCCUAUACCAAUUGAAUUAUUCCCGCCGCCCAUUAUUGGUCCUCCAAAACCACCACCAUUUCUACCGCCACAACCUGUGGUAAUAGGUGUGGGCAAAGGUUACGGAAGAUUGCUUGGUCCGGGAGGUUUUACUGGAGUUGGUCCUGGUGGUCCCGGCACUUAUUACAGUGGUGCCAGUGGAUGGGGCGGUGCAUUGGGCGCACCAUUUGGUGGCGGUUUGGGUGGAGGUUUUGGUGGAGGUUUCGGUGGCGGUUUUGGUGGGGGUGGCGGUUUUGGUUAUGGCUAA
Oppia nitens is the source of this 459-nucleotide messenger RNA. RefSeq lists its product as uncharacterized. Bases 1 to 459 code for a protein of 152 amino acids. NCBI's taxonomy places the organism in Eukaryota, Metazoa, Arthropoda, Arachnida, Sarcoptiformes, Oppiidae. The transcript is spliced from 2 exons. The record is from RefSeq and is a predicted model, not a curated record.